Messenger RNA from Penicillium maclennaniae, 351 nucleotides. RefSeq lists its product as uncharacterized. The record is from RefSeq and is a predicted model, not a curated record. Bases 1 to 351 code for a protein of 116 amino acids. The transcript has a single exon. NCBI's taxonomy places the organism in Eukaryota, Fungi, Ascomycota, Eurotiomycetes, Eurotiales, Aspergillaceae.
AUGUCUACCCCACAGUUCAAGCUUAUCUUCCGCGUGCCACCUUCCCAUCUGGACGUGUGCAAGACGGCUGUAUUUUCCGCUGGCGCGGGGAAAUACCCGGGCGGCCUCUACGAAGAGGUCAGCUUUGAAUAUCGGGGAAUUGAUCAGUUCCGGCCCAGCGCCGGCUCUACGCCCCAUAUUGGUCAGCCCGGAGUGUUGGAACGAGUGGAGGAGUAUCAAGUUGAGACGCUGUGCGUGGGUGAGGAGGUGAUGCGAAACGCUGUGAAGGCGUUGCGGAAGGCCCACCCCUACGAGCAGAUUGUUGUUGAGGUCGUUCAGCUUGUGGAUAUUGGUGAUAUUGAUCGUCGGUGA